UGGAAUCAUUUCAUUUCUCUGUUUCGUAAGAAGAUUUCUAGUUAGCAACGACAACGAGCGAGUAAAUCUUGUUCCACUGAAAUCAAGAAGAAAGAGGCAAAUUCAGAUCGAAACAAAGAAAAUGAGCAAAGAAAAUAGUAGCAACAACAUUCAAGUGUUGAAGUUACUGAAUCAAACAGUUUCAGAACCUCAUUUUCUCUUCCAUUUCUUAACUUUUUUCUCCUAUUUAGUUCUUCGCUGUUCUGCUUCACAAGUUUUAGCGCCAAAUCUCACUCAAAAUCUACUUCGUCGCGAGAUUCAAACGCUGUUAGCUUUCGCUGUUUUGGCUUUCAUCAAGGGUGUGAGAGAAGAGACAUGGGAAGCCUUCAUAGGUGAUGCACUUUUCCUUGCCAAGAUUUGUCUUUUUGCCCUUACCUUUACAAUGGAUCGCCGCAUAGCCGUUUCGUAUAUUCUUGUAUUUGCAGUGAUACAUGUGCUGACACAACAACCUCCAUCUGAAGCACUAGGUGCUUGUAGCAAGCUAACACCAUUGCUGUUGGAAAGCCUGCUAACAGAGGGGACCACUACAAGAUAUUGGCUGGUGGAAUUCAGUGCUUCUUAUUCAUCUGCUUGCAUUCGCUCAAGUCAACAGUUUCCUGAGCUCUCAAUUACAUAUUCAAGCAAAAUUUUAUCAUUUGGAAUAGUUGAUCUUGGACUCUUUCCCAAUGCAGCUGAAAAGUUUGGAGUAUCUCUUAGUGGAAGCAUGGGUCAGCUUCCAACAUUUAUCUUAUUUGACAAUGCAGCUGAAGUUGCCCGCUUUCCAGUGUUGGGUUCCGAAACAACAUUUUUCAACCCUACAAUUACAAAGGACUACUUUCUCGGCAUUUUGAGCUUGAUCGGCACCUUCUUGAAUAUAUUAGUGGUAAACUAUAUAGGUGAUUGCUUGUCAUUAUGCUGAUACAGUUCCUUCUUUGUACCGAAACUAAUAGGAAAAUUGUAGAAAUUAAUGAGUUGGACCGAAAUGUUUAUGAUAGAACAUUACGACGACGUAAUUUGAUCCGUGUAGCCGACCCCACUUAGCGUGAAAAAGCUAGGUUGUUGUUAUUGUUGGUUCCUUUUUUUGUACCCUUUUAAUGUUGUAACCAUUGAGAUUUAUUUGUUGGUCAUAGAAUAUAAUGGUUCAAAUUUUUUCCUGAAAUUCAGUCCCU
Messenger RNA from Medicago truncatula (barrel medic), 1187 nucleotides. Its product is annotated as thioredoxin-related transmembrane protein 2. The record is from RefSeq and is a predicted model, not a curated record. Bases 122 to 937 code for a protein of 271 amino acids. The transcript is spliced from 10 exons. Lineage: Eukaryota; Viridiplantae; Streptophyta; Magnoliopsida; Fabales; Fabaceae.